This is a messenger RNA of Babesia bovis T2Bo, 1332 nucleotides long. Its product is annotated as 26S protease regulatory RPT1 unit family protein. Gene Ontology annotation, biological process: proteasome-mediated ubiquitin-dependent protein catabolic process. NCBI's taxonomy places the organism in Eukaryota, Apicomplexa, Aconoidasida, Piroplasmida, Babesiidae. The transcript has 7 exons. The record is from RefSeq and is a predicted model, not a curated record. Bases 30 to 1307 code for a protein of 425 amino acids. Gene Ontology annotation, cellular component: proteasome regulatory particle, base subcomplex. Gene Ontology annotation, molecular function: ATP binding; ATP hydrolysis activity; proteasome-activating activity.
CAUUUAUAUGGUUUAACCACGUAAACACUAUGGCAGCACCCGAAGAAGACGGGGAUCCCCAAUCCGUUUCUACACCCCUUAACGAUGCUGAAAUCAGCAUACUAAAGAGUUUCGGAAUUGGACCUUAUACCGAAUCUAUUAGUGAAUCUGAGAAAGGCAUAAAAACAGUAGUACAACGUAUAAAUAAGCUGUCAGGCAUAAAGGAGAGUGACACGGGUUUGAACCCACUCCAUAUGUGGGAUUUGAUGUAUGAUCAACAAGCUCUACAAGAAGGAGUGCCACUGCAAGUUGCAAGAUGUACAACUAUCAUUAACCCUGGAACGCCUCAAGCCAAAUAUGUAAUCAACGUUAAACAAAUCGCCAAAUUCGUAGUGGGUCUUGGAGAAAAGGCUGCAGCUACCGAUAUAGAGGAGGGUAUGAGAGUUGGGGUUGACCGUAAUAAAUAUAAAAUACAAAUCGCGUUACCUCCACGUAUCGAUCCUUCAGUUACAAUGAUGACCGUUGAAGAAAAGCCAGAUAUUACAUAUAACGAUGUUGGAGGUUGUAAAGUACAGUUGGAGAAAUUGAGAGAAGUCGUCGAAAUGCCACUUUUGUAUCCGGAGCGUUUUGUAGAAUUGGGUAUAGACCCGCCGAAAGGUGUGCUUCUUUACGGACCACCAGGGACGGGUAAAACAUUAACAGCAAGAGCAGUAGCUAACAGGACUGAUGCUUGCUUCAUAUGUGUUAUCGGUUCGGAACUAGUUCAAAAAUAUGUUGGUGAAGGAGCAAGACUAGUAAGAGAACUUUUCCAAAUGGCAAGAUCGAAAAAAGCUUGCAUUCUUUUCAUCGAUGAAGUAGAUGCAAUCGGUGGAUCACGUGGAGAUGAAUCCGCACAUGGAGAUCAUGAAGUACAACGUACGAUGUUAGAAAUUGUUAACCAGCUUGACGGUUUCGAUGCAAGAGGAAACAUCAAAGUUAUCAUGGCAACCAACAGACCUGAUACUCUGGAUCCUGCACUACUUCGACCAGGACGUAUCGAUCGUAAAAUAGAAUUUGGACUGCCAGACCUUGAUGGACGAAAACAUAUAUUCAAAAUUCACGCGAAAACCAUGAGUGUUGAAAAGAAUAUAAGAUACGAACUAUUAGCAAGGUUAUGCCCAAACAGUACAGGAGCAGAUUUAAGAAGUGUAUGCACUGAAGCUGGAAUGUUUGCAAUCAGGUCAAGGAGGAAAACCAUAACAGAAAAGGAUUUCAUAGACGCUAUCACUAAAGUCAUACAAGGCUACAAGAAAUUUUCAGCUACAGGCCGUUAUAUGGUGUACAAUUAAUCUUAAUCUAUUAUUGUAUUAUUUG